This is a messenger RNA of Sparassis crispa, 729 nucleotides long. RefSeq names its product CDP-diacylglycerol--serine O-phosphatidyltransferase. Gene Ontology annotation, molecular function: phosphotransferase activity, for other substituted phosphate groups. The record is from RefSeq and is a predicted model, not a curated record. The transcript is spliced from 3 exons. Gene Ontology annotation, cellular component: membrane. Gene Ontology annotation, biological process: phospholipid biosynthetic process. Bases 1 to 729 code for a protein of 242 amino acids. Lineage: Eukaryota; Fungi; Basidiomycota; Agaricomycetes; Polyporales; Sparassidaceae.
AUGAACCAGCGGAAAUCCCAAAAUUUCAUCUCUAAUAACCAUGAUACGGCAAAGACGAGCAAGGCUGCUGCAUUGCAUGAAUACCAGGACACAGAGGGGCACUUCUCGCUUGUCAGAAACUUCCGCCUGGCGGACUUAGUCACCAUCAUGAACGGGGUGUGCGGGUCGUUCUCCGUGUUCAUGUCUGCAAAAUAUCUUGUGUCCAACGAUGAGGACUAUCUAUGGUCGGCCCUGGUCUUCCCAGUGUUGGGUCUUGCAUUCGACUUCUUUGACGGGAAGGUUGCGCGGUGGAGAAAUGAGAGUAGCAUGCUGGGACAGGAGCUGGACAGCCUCGCUGAUCUGAUAUCCUUUGGUGUCGCGCCCGCUCUUCUUGCAUUCGUAAUCGGCCUGCGGACAUACCUUGACACGGUGGUUCUGACUGGUUUCAUAUGUUGCGGCCUCGCGCGUCUCGCGCGGUUCAACGCCACGGUGGCGCUGGUCCCUAAAGACGUGAAGGGGAAGGCGCGGUAUUUCGAGGGCCUCCCCAUUCCCUCAUCACUCGCCCUUGUUGCGGUGCUGUCAUAUUGGACAAAGAAGGGGUGGAUCGAAGGGAAGGAAGGCAUCCCGGGCGGCACAAUAACACUCUGGGGCCCGCCGGGUGGAGAUGGGGAGCUGCAUCUGGUCAGCAUUGUGUUCGCGUUGUGGGCUAUGGCGAUGGUGAGCAAGACGCUGCGGGUGCCCAAGCCUUGA